AUGGCCCCGCCCUCCGCCGUGGCCCCGCCCCCGUCAUGGCCCCGCCCCUCCGGCCUGGCCCCGCCCCGUUCCCGCCGUGCCCCGCGCUCCAAGAUGGCGGCGCCGUGGCCUCAGCCGCUGCUGGUGCUGCUGGCGGCGGGGGCGGCGCUGGGCGGGGGCGGGGGGCUCUGCCGGGGGGGCCCCGGCACCGGCACCGGCAGCAGGCCUGGCGACACCGAGAGCUGCCGGGUGAGCCUGAGCCUGGAGCACUCCUUCGAGCUGGAUGACGCCCCGCGGUUCCGGCGCCGGGGGACGCUGGCGCUGAGCUUGGGCCCCGAGCCGGCCGUGGCGCUGGCCCAGAAACCGCUCGGGGACGAGGAGCGCGCCCGGCUCAGGGAGGUGGCAGCGCGGGACGGGCUGUACCGGGUGCGGGUCCCCCGCAAGCCCCUGGGCCCUGGCGAGGAGGGGGGCACUGAGUUCGUCACCUCCUUCGUGCGGGCCUGUGCCCUGCUGGAGUCGCACCUGUCGGAUCAGCUGACGCUGCACCUGGACGUGGCCGGGAACGUGGUGGCCCUGGGGGUGGUGGCAGCUCCGGGGACCUGCCGGGGCACCGAGGUGGAGGACGUGGACCUGGAGCUCUUCAACAGCUCGGUGGCCCUGAGGCAGCCCCUGCCUGCGGCCACCCCUGAGACGGCCGCCUUCAUCCGACACCUGGAGCAGGAGCAGGCGCAGCGCGCCCGGAACCCCCAGGAGCAGAAAUCCUUCUUCGCCAAAUAUUGGAUGUACAUCAUCCCCAUCGUCCUCUUCCUCAUGAUGUCCGGAGCUCCUGACGCCGGGGGGGCACAAGGGGGGGGCACGGGGGGUGGAGGGGGGGCAGGGGUCAGGUGAGACCCCCCAAAAACA
Molecule: messenger RNA, 882 nt
Organism: Poecile atricapillus (Black-capped chickadee)
Lineage: Eukaryota; Metazoa; Chordata; Aves; Passeriformes; Paridae
Gene: EMC10
Product: ER membrane protein complex subunit 10
Exons: 7
Coding region: 1-867 (288 amino acids)
Cellular component (GO): EMC complex
Source: RefSeq, a predicted model, not a curated record